This is a messenger RNA of Suricata suricatta (meerkat), 1704 nucleotides long. It is a transcript of the gene LCTL, whose product is annotated as lactase like. Gene Ontology annotation, biological process: carbohydrate metabolic process. The transcript is spliced from 13 exons. Gene Ontology annotation, molecular function: beta-glucosidase activity. The record is from RefSeq and is a predicted model, not a curated record. Bases 1 to 1704 code for a protein of 567 amino acids. NCBI's taxonomy places the organism in Eukaryota, Metazoa, Chordata, Mammalia, Carnivora, Herpestidae.
AUGAAGCCAGUGCAGGCUGUCACACUUUGGUGGGUGCUACUGCUGGUGUCCAGGCUGGGGGCUACCAGGAAGGGAUCACCAGAAGAGGCCUCCUUCUACUAUGGAACCUUCCCACUUGGCUUCUCGUGGGGCACGGGCAGUUCUGCCUUCCAGACAGAGGGAGCCUGGGACCAGGAUGGGAAAGGGCCCAGCAUUUGGGAUGCCUUCACUCACAGUGGGAAGGGAAAGGUGCUGGGGGAUGAGACAGCAGAUGUGGCUUGUGAUGGUUACUACAAAGUGCAGGAGGACAUCGUUCUGCUGAAGGAGCUGCAUGUGAACCACUACCGAUUCUCCCUGUCUUGGCCUCGGCUCCUACCCACAGGCAUCCGAGCUGACAAGGUGAACAAGAGGGGAAUCAAGUUCUACAGCGACUUCAUCGAUGCCCUCCUGAAGAGCAACAUCACCCCCAUCGUGACCUUGCACCACUGGGACCUCCCGCAGCUGCUCCAGGUCAAGUAUGGCGGAUGGCAGAACGUGAGCAUGGCCAGCUACUUCAGUGAUUAUGCUGAUCUGUGCUUCGAGGCCUUUGGGGAUCGGGUGAAGCACUGGAUCACUUUCAGUGACCCUCGGACAAUGGCAGAAAAAGGCUAUGAGACGGGCCACCACGCUCCCGGCUUGCAACUCCACGGCACGGGCCUGUACAGGGCGGCACACCACAUCAUUAAGGCCCACGCCCGAGCCUGGCACUCCUACAACAGCACGUGGCGCAGUGAGCAGCGAGGUCUGGUGGGGAUCUCAUUAAACUGUGACUGGGGGGAGCCCAUGGACAUCAGUAGCCCCAAGGAUGUGGAAGCAGCAGAGAGAUACCUACAGUUCUGCCUGGGCUGGUUUGCCAACCCCAUCUAUGCCGGUGACUACCCCCAAGUCAUGAAGGACCGUAUCGGGAAAAAGAGUGCAGAGCAAGGCCUGGAGAUGUCAAGGUUACCGAUGUUCUCACUCCAAGAGAAGAGCUACAUCAAAGGCACCUCUGAUUUCUUGGGAUUAGGUCACUUUACCACUCGGUACAUCACAGAAAGGAACUACCCCUCCCGCCAGGGGCCCAGCUACCAGAAUGACCGUGACUUGGUAGAACUGGUUGACCCGAACUGGCCUGACCUGGGGUCUACACGGCUACGCUCAGUGCCCUGGGGGUUUAGGAGGCUCCUCCACUUCGCUCAGACUCAAUACGGCAAUCCUCCCAUCUAUGUGACAGAAAAUGGAGCAUCUCAAAAGUUACACUGUACUCAAUUAUGUGAUGAGUGGAGAAUUCAGUACCUUAAAGGCUACAUAAACGAAAUGCUAAAAGCUAUCAAAGAUGGUGCUAAUAUAAAAGGGUAUACCUCCUGGUCUUUAUUGGACAAGUUUGAAUGGGAGAAAGGAUACUCAGACAGAUACGGAUUCUACUAUGUCGAAUUUACCAACAGAAAUAAGCCACGCUAUCAAAAGGCAUCAGUUCAAUAUUACAAGAAGAUUAUCACUGCCAAUGGGUUUCCCAAUCAAAGAGAGGUGGAAAGUUGGUAUGCCAAAGCCUUAGAAACUUGCACAAUCAACAACCAGAUGCUGGCUGCAGAGCCUCUGCUCAGUCACAUGCAGAUGGUGACGGAGAUCGUGGUGCCGACAGUCUGCACACUUUGCAUACUCAUCUCAGCAGUUCUUCUGAUGCUGCUCCUGCAGAACCAGAGCUGA